GAUUAGUGUCAACAAACCCUACGAGACCAACUCGAGAAAGCAAAGAGUUUUGUGGAUCACAAAUGUUGAGAAGAAAACCCACAAAAAUCCAACUCAAAAUCGAAGACCGCGACGAGCUUGAACUAUCCCGCAAAUCAGAACAACCCACCACCACCACCACCGCAACCGCAACCGCUCCAUCUUCCUCCUCCCUCCUCCACCUCAUCGACCCUAAACGCCAACACCCUUCCUCCAAAUCCGACCGCAUCGGCCUCUCCUCUUCCUAAAGAAUCCCCCCAUGGAAGUCGAAGUCAAGCUCCGCCUCCUCACCGCCGCCGCUCACCUCCGCCUCACCACUCUCCUCACCCCCUUCCACCUCAAAACCCUCCACCAGCGCAACCUCUUCUUCGACACGCCCCAGAACGACCUCUCCCUCCGCCGCGCCGUCCUCCGCCUCCGCUUCCUCCACAACACAUCGCAGCAGCAGCGCUGUGUCCUCUCUCUGAAGGCGAAGCCGACGCUGGCCAACGGGAUCAGCCGCGUGGAGGAAGACGAGGAGGAGAUCGACGCGGGGUUGGGUGGAGAGUGCGUGGAUUCGCCGUGGAAGCUGUCGGAUCUUGGAUCUAGGGUUUUGAAGAGGGUCAGAGAGGAGUACGGGUUUAAGGAUUUUCAGGGGUUUGUGUGUUUGGGAGGGUUCGAGAAUGUGAGGAAUGUGUAUGAGUGGAGAGGCGUGACACUCGAGGUUGAUGAGACUAAGUUUGGUUUUGGGAAUUGCUAUGAGAUUGAAUGCGAGACUGAGGAGCCCGAACGUGCCAAGUCUAUGAUCGAAGAGUUUCUUUCUGCGAACAAUAUUGAGUUUAAGGAUUCGGAUAUGACCAAGUUUGCUGUUUUCCGUUCGGGAAAGCUUCCUUGACUGAUGGUUGGUGGAGUAUCUAAGACUGAAGAAAUGGUGCAUCUAAUAAUGAGUUCACGGAGUAUCUCUAAGGUUGAAGAAAUGGUGCAUCUAAUAAUGUUUUACUAUUGAAUUGGAUGAUUGAUCUCUGUUUACACUAUUUCUUAUGGCCAUUUGCAUCGUAUCUUUUUUGCUAUAUAUAUAUUUGCUGAAAUCCCACGAA
Brassica rapa (field mustard) is the source of this 1094-nucleotide messenger RNA. RefSeq names its product triphosphate tunnel metalloenzyme 3. NCBI's taxonomy places the organism in Eukaryota, Viridiplantae, Streptophyta, Magnoliopsida, Brassicales, Brassicaceae. The record is from RefSeq and is a predicted model, not a curated record.